Molecule: messenger RNA, 2285 nt
Organism: Linum trigynum
Lineage: Eukaryota; Viridiplantae; Streptophyta; Magnoliopsida; Malpighiales; Linaceae
Source: the annotation of a GenBank genome assembly
CGUUACAACAUGUAAACAACUCACGCUGACGUGGCCUGUCGCAAUUGGCUGGUACCCGACAAACACGCAAACAAAGAAAAAAGAGAAAACCCGGGAAAACAGCUCACUGGCGGAGUCGGAGUCUUGACCCGAACCGAAACGGUGACGGUGCAGCUGACUCGAAGCUCCGUAGCUUGGGUGAACGUCGAGUUCCUCGUAUAAAUUCAGUCAAUUCAUAGUCUGUCACCUUCAGAACUCGUUCUCUUUGAAUCGAGAGAGAUAUAUAAAUCUCCGUUUUCCUGAACAAGACGGAAUAGCAGAUCCUCUGUAUUGGCAGAGAUACAAUCCCACUGGUAAUUACGAUCACUCAAUUUUUUAAAAUUGUGUAAAAUUUGGGGUUCUUUUAUAAUUUAGAUUCAGAUCCGAGAUUUUUUGUUUGUUGUGCAAUGUGGGUUGUCGUUGGUUUGAAGCUUUCACUUCGGUUGAGGAUGCUUUCCUUGUUUUGUAAGGUUCGUCCCAAUGAUGUUUGUUGCGGCUGCUGCUCUGUUUUUCCUCCCUUCCAUCACACCGAGUUUGGUGGAGUUGUUAGUGUGGUUGAUUAGUUUUUACUUUGUUGAUGAUUAUUUUAGGCUAGUCUAAUUCAUUGCAGAUUUCAAUUUCGGUUUGUAUAAAACUGCUGUCUUUCUGUGUCAUUGCAUCUCACAGCCAGAGUUUUUUAGAUAUUUUUCACCUAGUAUUCUGAUCUGGGUUCUGAAUUUCUUAGGUUGGUUUUCUGCAUUUGAUGUUUGCGUCUUUCAUUUUUGUUUUUCUUUUAGGGUGUCUGCCUCUUGUUUAUGGCAUUAUCAUGAUUCUUCAUUUGGGUGAUUGCAUUUGCAGUGGAGAAUGUUGUGGGGCUGACUUUUGCAUUUGGUAAUUUGUUUGUUUUAGGGUAUCGGAAAUUUUGAUUCACAAGAAUGGCUCAGUCCAAUGGAGAUCACAACUCUGCAGCUAAGCCACCACCAACUCCAUCUCCCUUGAGAUUCUCCAAGUUUUUUCAGUCCAACAUGAGGAUUUUGGUCACUGGAGGAGCCGGUUUCAUUGGCUCCCACCUUGUUGACAAAUUGAUGGAGAACGAAAAGAAUGAGGUGAUUGUUGCUGACAAUUACUUCACUGGCUCAAAGGACAACCUUAAGAAGUGGAUUGGUCAUCCGAGAUUCGAGCUCAUCCGUCAUGAUGUGACUGAACCUUUGCUGGUUGAAGUUGAUCAAAUUUACCACCUUGCCUGCCCAGCUUCUCCAAUAUUCUACAAGUACAACCCUGUGAAGACCAUUAAGACAAAUGUGAUUGGUACAUUGAACAUGUUGGGGCUUGCCAAGAGAGUUGGAGCUAGGAUUCUGUUGACCUCAACUUCUGAGGUUUAUGGCGAUCCCCUUAUUCAUCCUCAAGAGGAGAGCUACUGGGGAAAUGUCAACCCCAUUGGAGUCAGGAGUUGCUAUGAUGAGGGAAAGCGAGUGGCAGAAACUUUGAUGUUCGACUAUCACAGGCAGCACGGCAUUGAGAUCAGAAUUGCCAGAAUUUUCAACACCUAUGGACCUCGCAUGAACAUUGACGAUGGUCGUGUUGUCAGCAACUUCAUUGCUCAAGCUCUUCGCAAUGAGCCUUUGACUGUUCAAGCACCCGGAACACAAACCCGAAGCUUCUGUUAUGUCUCCGACAUGGUUGAUGGUCUUAUGAAGUUGAUGAACGGAGAAAACACUGGACCAAUCAACAUUGGAAAUCCUGGUGAAUUCACCAUGAUUGAGCUUGCUGAGAAUGUCAAGGAGCUUAUCAAUCCAAAGGUGGAGAUAAAAAUGGUGGAGAACACGCCAGACGAUCCUCGACAGAGAAAGCCGAACAUCACGAAGGCCAGGGAAUUGCUGAAAUGGGAACCCAAGAUCAAGCUGAAGGACGGGCUUCCACUAAUGGAGGAAGAUUUCAGGCUGAGACUUGGUGUCCCCAGAAACAACUGAUCGAAAUAACAAACAAAACAAGGCUUAGACCUGCUGAUGCUGCAUUGCUGUGGAUGAGUCCCCGUCGAUUGAGUUUCGUAUUCCUCUUCUCCUUUCUUUCCAGUAUAGUACAUUCACUAUUAUUUGUUCAAAGCUAUAGUAGUUCAUACAGGACUGCAGGUGUCUUUUUACUGCUCUUGUUUGAUCUCCUUAAGGUCGUAUCAUAAGUUGAUCAUAAAUCGAAAAUUACAAGUUCCCUUUGCCUCUUGUGCUUGUAGAAAACUCAGUACUAUUAAUAGUACGAGUCUGUAAACUUCAUAAUCAAGAUUUGCAAACUCC